Dioscorea cayenensis subsp. rotundata (Guinea yam) is the source of this 451-nucleotide messenger RNA. RefSeq lists its product as uncharacterized. Lineage: Eukaryota; Viridiplantae; Streptophyta; Magnoliopsida; Dioscoreales; Dioscoreaceae. The transcript is spliced from 2 exons. Bases 166 to 294 code for a protein of 42 amino acids. The record is from RefSeq and is a predicted model, not a curated record.
GCCGUCGCGGCCUGGUCGUGCCCAGCUCCCUCAUCGCCUCCCUGUCAUCGUCCAUUGGACCUCUAGGAACGACAGAGUUGACCUUCUUUAUCAAUUGCAUUCCAUAAAUAUGCUAGCCCAUUGAUCAGUCAGGAAGGAGAGAAGUAAGAAAGGGGGAGAGGAAGGAUGCCACACAGGACCCGGCCCAUGACAGGGCUCUUGGUGUUCAUGGGUGUGAACCUGGCCUUGGUUUCCACCAUCACCCCUGUCUAUGAUUUCGUCUGCUUUCAUCCCUACUGGGAACGAAGGGUAUAAUAUGCUUACCUUUAUCCUAUAAAAUACACGUGUAUCAGUGUAUGCUGCUCUGCUUUUUUUCUUAUAUCAUGUUUAGAAUGCCUGUUGUCAGUCCUGCUUUUAAAGUACUCUGUAACUAUGAGUUUUAAUCAUCCAAUAAAAUAAACGUCAAGUCUCA